Messenger RNA from Ectocarpus sp. CCAP 1310/34, 929 nucleotides. Lineage: Eukaryota; Phaeophyceae; Ectocarpales; Ectocarpaceae. The record is from the annotation of a GenBank genome assembly.
AUGGGAGAGGAGAGGUUGCCAAGAAUUGUAUGGGAGGCGAAGUGGGCAAACAAAAAGAGGGGUAGACAACCCACGGAAUGGGUCAAGGUUGUAGAGGACGUACGGAAGGGGCUCGACAUCAACGAAGAUGAAACGCUGGAAACGGAGGAUCUAAAGGGGUUCAAGGAGAAGAUAUUUGUUGCAUGUGCCGAGAGAGAACAGAAUCUAAGGAAAGAAACCAAAGAUAAGGAGGGUCUAGAAGUGUACGGAAUAUUGAAGGAAGGAAUAGGGUUCAAGGAUUACCUACAUGGACCAAUGGAUGCAGGAACAAAGCUUAAGGUCAAAUUCAGGACCGGGGACAUAGGCCUUCGAGAACGUCGACGCAGAAAUGGGACGGUAGACGAGGAAGACGACGAGUUCAAAUGUGAUUUCGGCUUCGAAUGCGAAGACCGUGUUCAUGUAGUCGCGGAAUNGACGCAGAAAUGGGACGGUAGACGAGGAAGACGACGAGUUCAAAUGUGAUUUCGGCUUCGAAUGCGAAGACCGUGUUCAUGUAGUUGCGGAAUGUCCGUUGUACAAGAAGGAGAGGGAAGUGUGGCCAGUGGGCACGGUUACGGGGGGUUAUAACAGACCUGUAACCCCUAGGCGUUGUACAACCUGCGUAACCCGGUCGGGCGCACCGUUGCCAACCUCCAAGGUCAGGCAGGGUUUAGAAACGCCGGUCCAAACCCAGUUAGGGGACAUUUGUAUCUGUGCUUGGUUGCAGGCGAGGUUGUGCAAGCCCGAGAACGUCCAUGCCUUGCCGCGAAAACUAUGUACCAGUCGGUGUCCACAGAGUACACGACACACCGAGUUUUUGGACAUUAUGCGGCAAUAAAAAAAAAGCUUCAAGAGUGCCGGCAUUUGUAAGCCCGAUUUUAUAGUUGAAUACCGUUAGACGCGCAAAAAUA